Clunio marinus is the source of this 4399-nucleotide messenger RNA. The record is from the annotation of a GenBank genome assembly. NCBI's taxonomy places the organism in Eukaryota, Metazoa, Arthropoda, Insecta, Diptera, Chironomidae.
UUACGGCUUUUAAAUAUAAAACACUUUAUUUCUUGAAUGAAUCGACCUAAAAUAACAUUUGGAGCUAUCAAGCUCAAUGUUGAAAAGAAUUCAUCAAAUGAAAAAGCCAAUGAUGAAACCAAAACAUCAGGUUUUGGAACUUUCAGUAAAGCUAUUGAGGACAUAGAAGAAGAUAUUGAGUCAAAGCAAGUUCAAGAAAUUAUGGGAAUAAGCGGAUUUGGUCGAAAAGCUAAGCAAUUCGAUCUUAACGAAAUGAUUCAAACAGCGAGAAAAAAUGCUCCAAAAGUAGUUGAAAAAGAUCCAGAAACUGAAAUUGGAGAUGAUGGUUCAGUGAUUGGGCCUGUUCCAACCACAAUUACUGAAGAAAAAGCUUCAUCUUCUUCAGUGGUGAAGAAGUCAUCAGAAAAGAAAACGAGUAAAACGCAGAAAGAUUCUGACGAUUCAGAUGAUUCCAACGAUGAAGCUAGUGACGACGAUGAAGAAGACAGUAUUGCAUAUAAAAUACCAGCUUCGCAUGAAAUUGAAAUGCGGCAUGGAAGUAAAGCAGUUACAGCCUUAACUUCUGAUGCGUCUGGAGCUCGCUUAGCUUCUGGUUCUAUCGAUUAUGAACUCAACUUUUGGGAUUUUGCUGGAAUGGACAAUUCAAUGAAAAGUUUUCGAAAGAUUCAACCUUGUGAAAAUCAUCCUAUAAGAUGUCUCCAAUACUCUUUAACUGGAGACACAAUUCUAGUCGUGUCUGGAAAUUCGCAAGCGAAAAUUUUGGAUCGUGAUGGUUUUGAGAAGAUGGAAUGUGUUAAAGGUGAUCAAUAUAUUAAUGAUAUGUCAAAAACAAAAGGACAUAUUGCUGGUCUCACUUAUGGCUGCUGGAAUCCGACAAAACGAGAAGAAUUCUUAACGAGUUCAAUGGAUUCAACAUUGAGACUUUGGAUGGUAAAGUCGAAAGAACAAAAAGUUGUUAUCAAGACAAGAGCUCAAGGUGGACUCAAAACAACUCCAACAUCGUGCACUUUUAAUAGAGAUGGCACAUUAAUAGCUGCUGGUUGUGUCGAUGGAUCAAUACAAAUGUGGGAUACAAGAAAAAUGUUUGUGAACACAACACAUUGUGUAAGAGAAGGACAUAAAAAAGGAAGUGAAAUAUCUUCGAUUGUCUUCUCUUAUCUUGGAACGUCAUUGGCGACACGAGGUUGUGAUGAAACGAUGAAAUUAUGGGACAUGCGAGUGCUUAAGAAACCUUUACAUUCCUUCGAUGGGUUAUUUUCGAGAUACGAUACAACUGAUUUGACAUUUUCACCCGAUGAUUCAUUGAUUGUUACAGGAGAGUCAUUAGAAAGAGACAAAGAAUAUGCAAAUCUUUACUUUUAUGACACCAAAACUUUCGAAUUGAUUAAUCAAAUUCCAAUAACAAAUUCUCAUGUUAUAAAAACCAUUUGGCAUCCUAAAUUAAAUCAAAUAUUUGUGGGAUGUGGAAAUGGAGUAAUUAAAGGAUAUUACGAUGACAAAAGAAGCAUGCGUGGUGCAAAGCUUUGCAUAGUCAAGACAUAUCGUAAGAAAAAGCAAAUGGAGAUUGCUGGAAGUAUUCAAGUUAUCACUCCACACGCUCUUCCAAUGUUUCGACAAGAAAAGUCGCGAUCCUUGCGAAAACAAAUGGAAAAAGAUCGAUUGGAUCCAGUUAAGUCUCGAAGACCCGAUUUACCGAUUACUUCAGGUCAAGGUGGUCGUGUGGCCAGUUCUGGUGGAACUUUAAGUUCCUACGUUAUCAGAAACUUAGGUUUAAGCAAGCGAGUUGAUGACGAUCAAGACCCACGUGAAGCUAUUCUCAAAUAUGCUAAAGAAGCUGAAGAAAAUCCUAUUUGGAUUGCACCAGCUUACAAGAAGACUCAACCAAAACCAAUUUUCAAUACUGAAGGCAUGUCACAAAACAACGAAGAGGAACAUCAAAAUUUUGGAUUCAGAAUAAUAAACAUGUGUGCGAUGAGAAUUAUUUUUUUAUCACUGCUGAUGUUGAUAGCAGAGAUUUAUUCAAAUGAAAUUGAUCAUUCGAAUGAGUGUUUGAUAAAUUAUUUACGUAAACAAAAUUACGAUGAUGAAGUUUUUAACAAAACCGCAUAUGUGGAAAGUCUUUCAGAUUCUUGUACAAGAAGAAUUAUUUCUGAGAAAGAUAAUGUCUUCAUGACUGCGCAUCAGAAGUAUGAAAUAAAUGCAGAGUACAAGAGAGACUUUGAUUGCUUUAUGGACUCUGUGAGAAAUGACGAACAGUUUAUUCAUCUUUUAUUGAAAAUGAAAGCAAUUCAAUCAAUUAAACUUAAUUGGAAAGCAAAGCUGAAUCCUAGGAAUUGGUUCAGUGGAAAGAAGAAGAAAGCAUUGAACGAAGUCGAAGACGAGAUACGUGUCAUAGAAUUUGAGAAUCUUUUUAAUUUUCAGUCGUCAUCUGAAUUCUAUAGAACUGUACAAGUUGAAAUGUGGCAAAAAACAUUUCUUAACUGGUUAUUGUUGCUUAUUUUUGGUUUGACGUUCGUUAGUGGGAAUGAAGUCUUAAAAUGUUCAACAGGAAUCAGUUAUCAUCCUGUCGUAUUAUAUUGUUUUAUAAGAAAACCAAUUUACGAAAAAGGAAGCAUAAUUACUAAUUAUACCCUCGAUCCUCCAUCUGACGAUGUUAUUACAGUUUUACAUAUAAAGCAAAACAGAAAUGUAUAUUUCUUGCCUGAUAACAUAUCGGUUGUGUUUCCAAAAUUAGAAAUUUAUGAAGCUAACGAUUGCGUAAUUGAAGAAAUUCACGAACUCAAUUUCUUUGGACUAUCACAUUUAAAAAUACUUAAUUUAGGACACAAUAAAAUUGAACAUAUCGACACAAAUGUUUUCAAUGGAUUGGACAACUUACAAAUUUUGAAAUUGCAUAGCAAUAAAUUGAAGAUAAUUGACGACGGAAUAUUUGCAUCUUUAUCAUCGUUAAACCACUUGAAAUUAUCAAAUAACAAGAUCAAAACUAUCGGAGAAAAUGUUUUUCGUAGAUUGGUCAAUCUCAAAACUUUGGAGUUAGAUGGCAAUCGAUUGGAUAAAUUUGAUGGUGGUUUGCUUGCGAAUUUGUCAUCGUUGGUGUACUUAAAAUUAUCUAACAACAAAAUUAUCCAAAUUGAAGAAAACGCUUUUCAUGGAUUGAACAAAUUAGAGAUUUUGGAGUUAGAUGGCAAUCAAUUGGAUAAGUUGGAGGAUGGUUUGGUUACAAAUCUUUCAUCUUUGCUGCGCCUGAGUUUCACAAACAACACAAUCAAAAAUAUUGACAAAAACUAUUUCAACGGUUUAGACAACUUGGACACUUUGAAUCUUAAUCAUAAUCAAUUGGAUAAAUUAGAGUUUGGCAUACUUGAAAAUCUUCCAUCGUUGGUUCGUCUGAAUUUGGCGCAUAACAAUGUUAAACAGAUUGAAGACAACGCUUUCAAAGGGUUAGCCAUGUUAAAACGUCUUAAUUUAGACCACAAUCUAUUGGAUAAAUUAGACAACAAUAAGUUUUUACAUCUUUCUACGUUGGAGAAUUUGAAAAUAAGAAGCAACGCAAUCAAAUUUAUCGAAGAAAAUGCUUUCAAUGGAUUGGACAACUUAACUUUUCUAGAGUUAAAUGGCAAUAAAUUAAAUAAAUUAGAUGGUGGAAAAUUUAAGGUUUUGUCGUCGCUGGGUGAUCUUGGAUUAGCAAAUAAUGGGAUGAAUCAUAUUGAAGUGAAUGCUUUUAGUGGAUUAAUCUCCUUAACUAACUUGAAUUUAGCAAACAAUCAUUUGGAUAGGUUAGGCCAAGGCAUAUUUGCACCUUUACUAGCACUAAAUCAUCUGACUUUAUCUUAUAACUUAAUUAAUAAUAUUACAAAUGAAGACCUCGAUGGAUUAUCUAACAUGAUAAAUUUAUAUUUGUCUGGAAAUCAAUUGAAAAAAAUUGAAAGUAAUGUUUUCAAUACUUCGAAGAGACUUACGGGGCUUGAUCUGUCAAACAACACAAUCGAAGAAAUGGAUGAAAAUGCUUUCUAUGGUUUGGACAUGUUACACGUUUUGAAUUUAAGUCACAAUAAGUUGAAAGAAAUAAAUUAUGAUUUAAUUGAACCUCUGACAGGAUUACGUGAGCUUCAAUUGGCAAACAAUUCAAUCACAUUUUUCGACGUAAUGAUUUUGAGUAAAAGUCAAACCAAUUUUCCGAAACUUAAAAAGAUAAAUUUAUCAUCGAAUACUUGCAUCAACAAAGACUUUUCCAUUAAAAAACGUGAGUCGUGGGAAAAAGUAAUUCCAAUUAUAAAGGAAAAAUGUCAAGAAAGUGUGCAAACAACAACGUUUUGAUUAUGAAGAAGAAAUGAGACGAUUAAUGACCUUAAGUUUAUAACUUCAUGAUCGAAUAAAUCACAAAUUUUUAGAAGCUCCA